AUGAAUUAUCCUACCGGCAGCGCCAUUACCGCCGGAGAAAAUCGCCGUCGGUGGACCUACAUAGCAAUUAUUCAACCGAACCGCGGCGGAGCGAACCGUUGCCUCUUGUUCUUAUAUCCGAGUUGGAGAGCUCAGUGGUUCAGUGGCGGCGCCGAGUCAGCUCGGUCCGAGUUCUCGGGCCAGAAUGCGUACGAGCUCCUAGGGGUUUCGGAAACCAGCUCGUUCGCCGAAAUCAAAGCUUCCUUUCGCAAAUUGGCUAAAGAAACUCACCCGGACCUGGCCGUGUCCAAGAGCGAUUCCGCUGCUUCCCAACGAUUUGUGCAAAUCCUCGCGGCAUAUGAGGUUCUUUCAGAUUCUGAGAAGAGGACCCAUUAUGACAGCUAUCUUUUCUCUCAAAGGAAGCUUCUGCAGAAACAAUCUCGUGAAGAUGUAACAUUUUAUGUGUACAACUCCCAUGUUUCGACUUAUAAGCAGCUGGAAGUAGUUGAAUGGUUAAAAUGGUAUAGAUCUGCAAUAAAAGAUAUUUUGUCAGAGAAGCAAGUGGUUGUUGGGACUGGAUACUUUGAUGUGCUUGAAAGGGAUUUUUAUUCUGCCAUACAGCAAGCAUACUAUGGCCCGGUUAUAGAAUCGACAGAUUUUCUUCCAGACCGCUUUGAAGCUGAGGAGAGAUCAGUGUAUGAGACUCCAGAGGUGCUUCAUUUGGUUUCAGGGCGUGAUCUUUUUGGGAUGGUCUGUGUGGUCAAUAAAUUUCCAGAGUUAUCAUUUUGCUCUAAACAAAAGUUAAAUUCUCCAACUUCCGUGAAUUUGGGAAUUUGUCAAUCUGGUGAGAAUGAGUGCAUGUCCAUGAGUUUUAAUGGCGGGAAUGAGAAUGACUUUGAGAACUCUCAGUUGAAAGACUGGAAUGUGGAAGAUCACAAACUUCAUGCAUAUACUGAUCUAGAACUGCAUGUGUAUGGAAGAGUGGUUGCUCUGGCAACAAGGGUCCCUCCCAAAGGCUAUUCCAAUGGAAUAGAGAAUAAAGAGGAUGAAGAUCGCAUACAUGUAUUUCUCAAUUCAUACGAGUGUCCAGAAAAGAUUAGCAAAGGAUUCACAAAGGAACCCGUAUCUGGUGGUGUUGUUGGAUCAAGAAUUCCUCUGGGAACUAUAACUGGAUUAGGGACUAGUGCAGAAGAAGGGUCUUGCUUUGUGUACAAUAGCAGUGGUACCAAAACCCAUGUGAUUAUGAAACAUAGAACACUUAUGGUGAGGCACAUGCAUUGGUAUGGAGUGGGAGAGGAGGUUUCUGUUUGCGAGUGUAGGUGCAGUAGAGCUAGGUUACCACCGAGCAAAUUUUGGCUGUUUGAACCUCGGUGUGGCAUGCAUGAUGUAGGUGGUUGGUAUGUUGAAACAUUUGGCAGAGACAAGAAAGGCUGGACAGUCCCAUCGCAAAGGUAUUGGGACGGCUUUGAUCCAAGUGAACAAUUUGAGAAGAGAUUACACCCUGCAAUGUAUCUUCUUGCUCUUGCAUAUAGAACAUUGGAUCUCGAAGAUGCAAGAAUAAGGAAACGAACUGUCGUAGAUAUUGUUGAACGAAAACUGUCUAGAAUUCUCAAUUGGUGCAAGAAGCUCAUUUAGAAGGGAAAGCACUGGCAUGAUGAAUUGCCCCGUCUCUCAGUUCAAAGAUUUUUUGCUCUGUUUUUCAUAUGCCAAGCUAACAAUUGAUCCAGAAGUUUUGCAAAAACCAGUCUUUCCUAUGUGUUGCUCAAAGUUAAUCAGAAAGAUAUCUCUUGUUAUGGAAGUAAAGGACAACUCAUGGAGUCUCGAUUCAGUGCGAGAAACUUGUUUGGAAGUUGAAAUUUCAACUUUCGCACUCCAGGUUGAUCGAGCUAUGUUGCUUGGUGGAUCCUUGAUCUCCAAAUGGUCGCAUGUUCUUUUUCCUUUUGCUCCAAUAUCAGCUAUCAAAGGUAAUAAGAAAUCUAAGGGUGACAACCACUGAUACAGUAUCCUGCUACUGGUGUUAAAAAAGAUGACUUGACAUACUACCAGGUGACGUGAAAGAUCCUUCUUGGAAUAAUUUAUGGACAGGCUUGUCUAGCUGCUUUAGCUUCAGCGACUUUGGAAUCUGUUCUUAGUCAUGGAAGAUGGCAGCUAAUGUGGAAAGAAAGAAAUGGAAUCAUGGAUUUUUUUGGCUUGUUAAGAUUUAGUCCUGCCGUAUUAGGUCCACAUUGCCGGUUCUACAUAUUUUGAUGUACAUUUUGAUGUACAUUUAUGAUAAAAUAAGCUGAAAGGCUAGUUUGAAAAAGCUUGG
Morus notabilis is the source of this 2287-nucleotide messenger RNA. RefSeq lists its product as uncharacterized. The transcript has 5 exons. Bases 1 to 1614 code for a protein of 537 amino acids. The record is from RefSeq and is a predicted model, not a curated record. Lineage: Eukaryota; Viridiplantae; Streptophyta; Magnoliopsida; Rosales; Moraceae.